Molecule: messenger RNA, 1734 nt
Organism: Somion occarium
Lineage: Eukaryota; Fungi; Basidiomycota; Agaricomycetes; Polyporales; Cerrenaceae
Source: the annotation of a GenBank genome assembly
GUCCUCGCGGCACCUUUAAUAAAUCCUGCAAGUUUUCGAAUGUCUCGAAGUCAAAACUCAAAUGCCAACCAUGCCUAACGAGCCUCGUUUCUGUCACCGUUUGCUUCUUAUAUUUAACGCUGUGACGUUGUUCCAGUUGAAACUGCGUUGGGACCAUUUAAUGGCAGGCCAUGACAUGGCAUUUCUACCAGCUAGGACCGAGUAGGUACAACACACCUAGCCAGAGAUCUAGAGAGACCGCCAAGCCACUUCGUUCAAUCUCCGAUAGGGGGUCAUAAGCCACAACUGAACAAAGCCGGUACCUUGCGCACUUGCUUUGUGCAAUCACUGGAUUUUCUGCUCUCUAAGGCAUACUGGAUUUUCUUCAUAAAGUAGACUGCUAAACGCAGGAGAUUCCAUUCUGCAACGCCAUCAAACCAGUCUUACGAAAUCCAUACAUCCCUCUGUCUGGAUACUCGAGUAGUUUCUAGCACUCUAAUGCUUGUCAUGGUGGGAUGUAGUUUCUUCGUCAUCCAAAAACUACUUCACUGAGGGGCUCAAUUCGAAACUACUCUAUUUCUGGUACACUUCAAGUUUGAACCGAUCGAAUUCUAGCUGUUUGCCCGUGUUCAUGGUUUACGGAUGUCUUCGGCUGUUGGUUCUGAAAAUGACGUGCUCGACGCUCUAGAAAGGUCUCGAAUUCCUAGUUAUGCAGCAGUCUCUGCAGCUGCAGUUCUGUUGUAUGACAUAUGUCUGACAAUUUUCCAAGAGAUAUCUCGGUCUUUCCUUGGUACUAUUCUUCUGUAUCGUGUCGGCAAAGAUAAAUCCUGGACGCACACUGUGAGAUGCCGCUUGCUUAAACCUUUCUUGACGGUAAUAUUAUUACGUUCUUUCAGAUGUGAAGCGUUCCUGUGGAGCAGUGGCUUCGGACAGAUAAUCACUACGCAGACCGUGAACAUCAUCCUGGUUCUUAGAAUUCACGCAUUGUAUAAUCGGCGGCGAAGGAUACUGCUCCUAUUAAUGUGUCUCGUAAUCAUCGAACUCGCGAUCGAGCUUUAUAGUACAAUCGGGGAACUCUCUGGCGCGCAAGUUCUCGAUCCGCCACUAGGCCUUCCCUGGUCAGGUUGCAUAUUUCUACCACCGGACACUCGCCGAUAUACUCUGCCAGCAUGGGUAUUCUGUCUGUUCGUUGCCUUUGUGUUUUUCUUGAUGACAAUGUACAAGUUCAUUGCUUUGACCCGUGGAGGAUACUACUUAGGAGGCUCAACUGCCUGGGAACGCGCCCCACCUGUGUUGUUCACCUUUGUCCAAGAUGGAUCGAUUUACUUCCUAUUGACGUUUUGUGUGGUACUCGUUGCAACAUUAAUCAUGCACAUCAAUGUAUUGAUGCCGUAUACGGGCGUAAUAAUUCCUUCUUGGGUCAUGACAAUCUAUUCACUCGCAGGAUCUCGUCUGAUUCUCAACUUACGGGCAGUCACUCAUGGCGAUAUGCUUGACCGCUCCAUAGAAGGGUCAUUAGUGUCCAGUAUGAGAAUCCAGAGGCAUUCAGGCGAGAGUACUGAUGUAGGUGGCGGGGAGACACUGGCCUCAGAUGUAGAAAUGGACCACAUGUGACCAACUCUUAGGGUUCAAAAUAUUCGAGCAUGACUGAGCACGUUUCUUCAUACGUCGUGCAUGUCCUAUCGCGGAUGGAGCCCAAGACCAUCGUGAUACCACAAUAUCGACAGAUUAAUAUUAUAAAUUGUUUUUGUUAUG